AUCCUCAGAUUCGUCGUGAACCACAAAGACUUGAUCUAUCUAUUGUGCCAGGCAAAAGUCUGGGGUGGUUUCGUUUAGGCACGUCAAUUUGGGACAUCAAUAACUUUAUAAGGGAACAAUCUCGUAUAAUUCCUUCUGUGGAUUUAAAAUAUGACGAAGAGGCACCAUUAUCAACAGAUAUAUUCCUAUCUUUAACAGCUAAUGGAAUUCACAUGAGAUUUGAUAGAGCAUCUCAACGACUUAAGUCAAUUCAAGUUUCUGAUUUCUCGAAAUUGAGAUUAACAUAUCAUGAUAGUGAAGUUAG
Funneliformis caledonium is the source of this 304-nucleotide messenger RNA. NCBI's taxonomy places the organism in Eukaryota, Fungi, Glomeromycota, Glomeromycetes, Glomerales, Glomeraceae. The record is from the annotation of a GenBank genome assembly.